AUUAAAUAGUUUCAGAAUUUCAAUAAUGGGAGAACCAGUUGCUACAAGUGUUAGGGAACCUGAAGUGGUCUCAGUUUAUGUCAAUUCUGGUCGAAAUCUGCGGGGCUCAAGAGGCGAAGUUUUAACAGCUGCUGUGAAAGCUGAAUUUAAUGGUGUCACACUGGGAGAAUCAGCGCGAGUAGAGUGCGGAGAAAGCGAUGCCGUUGAUUUCGAUUUCUCAGCUACGUACAAUUGCAAUUUCGAGGAUGCAAAUUUAUUGGACGAGCUGGCCUAUAAGCCAAUUAUCGUCACAUUGAUCGAAAUCCUCCCGAAAGAAAAAAAGCAACGAGAAGAAAAAACAAUGAUAUUGGGUCAAGCAAGUGUUGACAUCAUGCCAUUACUCAUCCAGGGCGUUACUUCUCAUCGACAGACUGUACAAGUACAUGCAUCGCCGGGAUCAGCUAUCGAAAACUUGAGUCCCGAAAUUCCAAAGUUGGAAUUGGAUGUAACAUUAAGCGUGACCCAGCCGCUAGUAACGGAAGCUGAGAGUAACGUAAUGGCCAUAACAGUUGAGAACCUUUAUUCUCCACCCGAUUCGUGGAAUCCGGCUCACCAACAGUACACGUAUUCAAUUACUACGCCUAUUCCGUACGCUGGAGUUGGAGCUACAGCGGAUGAAGUGAAAGACAACAUGGUGAGCUUUCCUGCAGGAGUAAUCAAAACUGCACAUGACAAGGAGCCAAUGCCUAGAGCGAAGAAGUGGUUAAACCCUGGUCCAAACACGCUAGGAAAUGCCAUUUACAUUCCCGGCAAGCUAGCCCCGGAGCCAGCAGCUGCUGUUGAGGAUUAUGAACAUGAAGACGGAGAACUAAAGGAUAAAACAGAAGCGGAGUGGAGAUUGGAGGCGGAGUCUAACAAGAAUAAAGUUGUGUGGAAUACAGAGAGAAGAUGCUUCUUGCAACCAGUCGCUGUAUCCAAAGUGCAGACUCAAAUUGCUACAUCCCGCUACUGGCCUUUUGAGCUCUGGAGAGUGCAACAGUCGAAGGAACCCAAAACAAAGAAGGCAUCGAAAUCAUUGAAUCGGUCAGCAGGGAGACCGAGCGGAAGCGCCACUCGCGCCAGUAGGGAAGACGAAGUCCAGCAAUCUUUCCAUGGCAUUGUUUAUGUCAACACUGCCAAAUUGCUCUACCCAGGAAUCAAGAAAAUCAGAGGCGCGUUCAAGGUUCACCCGUACAACGAAGCCGAGUAUUUUGAAAAGACUAAAAGGGCGUCUAGACUGGAAGCUAGACCGGGAAGUGGCAGGCAGUCGCCGGGAAACGCUGGCGCUGCGGAGGGUGGCAAACGGGACGCUAUGGCCGGAGGAGCGAAAGGAGAUAAGCCGACAACUGGAACCAAGGACGGCCCCAAUCCUCCCGGAACUCAGGAGAAACAGAAGAAAGAAGGGACCAAAUCGAAGCAAAGGGCGGAUAAGCAAUCGAACGAGAGGUUGGCUAACACCGACCGAACCAGUGGAGCCCAAUUGGCUCACGGCCACCAUGCCCAACAACAGGCAUCCCAGGGUGCAAAAGACGAGGACCAUGAUGGAGUUGAUCUCGAGGCUCAGCAAUAUCAAGAAGCAGGAUCUUAUGUUGUGGUUGAAAUUGAGCUUGUCAAGCCUCUUGUGCCUAAGAAAGACCCGAACUUCUUGGUUCAAAGUGUUGCUCAAUACAUACCGCCCAGGCCGCGAUUUCCUUUGAGGACUAAUGGAGCCGACAAGGCGGUGGAUGAUUUCCACUCGCAAGUGGUGAAUGUGGUCAACUUAAUUCUGGAGCAGUACAGUGAACUGUUCGCCGAGGAGAUUAGCAAUGGCAGGAGAGAACAGACUGCUGAAGGCAUGAAGAAAAGGUAUCAAACGCUUAUUUACGAGCUGAACACUUCUGGGAAGUAUUUUGCAUUCCGAGAGCAACUCAAAUACUCUGUGAUCAAGAUUGUGCGAGAGAAGUAUUUGAGAACCACCAACUUUGACUCACAAGCUGAACUGCAGAAGUUCCUGAGUGAGCUGUACGUGUUUCUGAUCGAUGAGAUGCAUAAGGGACUGGCCAAAGUGUUGAGUUUGGAGGACCAGACGCCAGUGCCGGAGCCUCUGACAGAUGCAGACCAGCUGAAGCACUUUGCGAGAGAGAGCGAGAUGAACAGCAACAUGCAACUGGCCGACCAGUUCUACCUAGAGAGAAUUUCUAGGAACAAGAAGGAGCCUUCUUAUUGGUUCGACUACGCCUGUUUCAAUCUACUCAACGGAGACAUCACCAAAGCAGUGGAGUGCACCAAGGAGUGUGUGGCCAUUGACCAGAAAAACCUCAAAGGAUUGUUGCUGUAUGGCAUUUUGAUGUUGGUGGAUGAGAAAUAUGAACCAGCUGAGAUCUUUCUGGAGGCGGCUACCAACUUCUAUUCAGACUGUGUGGAAGCAUGGACUGUGCUGGCACUCUACUAUGACGCCAUAGGCAACGACAUAGGCCACGAAAUGGCCAUAGAACAAGCAGUCAAGGUCAAUAUGCAGUUGGCAGCUGAUGAGCACAUGAAGCAGAUGGAGAUUGAGAGAGCGGAACAAGUGGCACGGGAGAUGGCCGAGGCAGCCGCUGCUCAUGCAGAAUCACCCAACGAUCUGACUACUCCUGAUGGCGCGGCAGAAGUGGCCCUCGAGGACCAAAACCAGACAAGUUCGGACGUCCAGAAGUCAGCCUCUGGAGCUGCACAGCCUGACGAUGCGGAAGCAGUUGAUCUGAAUGCCAGUGCGGCGAACAGGUCUACAUCUUCGGCACUGAACAACACGGCAGCUGGUGCUUCUAAUUCCUCCGCUAAUGCGGCGAAGAGGUCGAGCGUGAAUAGUGGAGCAAAAGUGACUGCAACCAGUCCAAACCCGACGAGUAAAGAUGGAAAGAAGAAAGGAAAGGACGCUUCGAGGAACCAGACUCCGGCGGCAGCGGGGACUGGCAAGGCAGCAGACCAGACAGCGGAUGAGGGCAUGGGGGAGGAUGAGGGUGAGGAGGACUGGGAACCACAGCCGCAGCAGAGCAUCUACAUGAUCACAGCACAGUUCCUGCUCGACAUCAACGCACUCAAGUUGGCGGAUCGUGCUCUUAGCCAUGAGCUGACCAGUGGUACUCAUGGAGGGGGAGGGGCAUCGCUCCAGUAUCAUCUGAGUCUAGCCAGACUCAACCUCCAGAUGGGCAAUUUGAGACAGGCUGAGAAGUCGGCCAGACAAGCCAUAUCCAUUGACUUCAAGAGUGGCGAGGCGUGGUCCUUGGACGGUCACGUGCACUUUGUGCGAGGAGAGAGUGAGGAGGCGAGAGUGUCUUACGAGAGAGUGCUCUCCUUCUCCCCUCCCUCCCCCCACAUGCACUCCAUAUACCUCCGACUGGCAUCCAUCUACCUCAAGGAGGGCAGGUUUGAGGACGCCAAGUGUACUUACCUGCUGGCCUGUCGGGACUCGCCCUCUUGCACUGCGUGGCAUGGAGUGGGCGUGGCCUGCUACAGACUGGGUACUCUUCCAGAGGCUGAGGACGCUCUAUGUGAGGCUAAUAUCUUGAAUAACAGAGACCCAGAAGUGUGGGCUUAUUUGACUCUGGUCUGUCUGCAAACUGGAAGGAGCUUCGAAGCGGAACAGUCGUACAAAUACGCACUUAAGGUGGGAUUGAACAACGACUCUUUGCUGAAAGAAAUUCACGAUCUUCAGAAACAAGUCGGAUUCGGGGACCCAUCCUUCUAGAAAGUUCUGUCCUUACCAUCCUCGCAACACUUAUGUUCUUUGAACUCGAAUUAAAAUCUAUCUAUCCUACAAAAUAGAUUUAUUGUAAAAAACAUAUGUACAAAAUGUAAACUGUAUGUGUAAAUAUUGAUGUAAAUAAAUCCCAAAUUCUUGGAUUUCGAUCUAACUCAAAUCUCUUCAAAUCAA
Messenger RNA from Symsagittifera roscoffensis, 3910 nucleotides. Its product is annotated as cilia- and flagella-associated protein 70-like. Gene Ontology annotation, molecular function: protein binding. Lineage: Eukaryota; Metazoa; Xenacoelomorpha; Acoela; Convolutidae. The record is from RefSeq and is a predicted model, not a curated record. Bases 26 to 3724 code for a protein of 1232 amino acids. Gene Ontology annotation, biological process: cilium assembly; cilium movement. Gene Ontology annotation, cellular component: motile cilium; extracellular exosome. The transcript has 29 exons.